GAAAAUACACUUUUUAUUUUUUAAAUAUGUCGAUUUUUAACAUGGAAAAAAAUUGAACAACGUUUGCUCGAAAUUUUGGGUUUCCAAUGGAAUCAUGGUUACGGAAUCGUUGAAAAUGUUAAAUAAGUGUUUUAGGGAGUCUGCUUUAUCACAAAUACAAGUAUUUGAGUGGCACAAAGCAUUCAGCGAAGGUCGUGAAGCCAUGCCCCUCUGUUAAUGAAAGAAACUGUCAAUAUCGUCAUGGGGUCAUCAGAGAUACAGAAAUAGUCCACGAGACGGAACUUUUCUCAGAACGAGACAUUGAGUGGUGCGCAGUUUCCUCAAAGUGUAUUGUCGGGCCAUACUUCUUUGAAGAAAACGGUGUAACAGUAACUGUCAAUGGGCAUCGUUAUUUAAAGAUGUUGAGUGAGAUUUUUUACCCUGAUCUUCGCCCUUUCAAUACCGCAACUGCACACAUAGCCAAACCGGUUAUUGCAGAGCUCCAACCAAAAUUUUAAAACAAAUAAAUGUCAAGAAACUCCACUUCAGACUGUUUUUUAUGUAUGUACGAUACGUGCGCCACCCUGCACAUUUACUAAAUACUUUCUUAGUUUUUGUUGUAGUCGCAGCCACAAAAAUAUUGUUCAAAUAUAUAAGAUGCAUGUAGCUAAGGUGACUGUCUUUAGCCAGAUAUUAAGGCGCGUCUAUUCCUGGUUUAUCGAAAUCGUUUCCACGACUGUAUAUCCUUAGACAAAUUGUUACCGUUGGUCAAUUAUGUAGAGGUCAAUUUUGGAUACAUACGAGUUUAGUCUAGUGCAAUAUCUAGAACGAAAGCUUCGCUUCACGGCCGAAGGGGUAAAUGCGAAAGCAUUAUUCAACUCGGUUUAGGAUGUUUACUAUUAACAUUAGUAGCAUUUUAUCGCACUGAACAUCAAUACGCAAUAAAUUUGAAGAAAGUUCAAUUAUACAUAUGUAUAUAUAUAUUCUAUAAUAGUUUGACAAAAAAAAAUGGACUACCCUAUUUGUUGUUUUGUUUAACGUUCAAUACACACUAUUUAAAUUUUGUAUUUAUGAGCUUGUGUAGAGAACGUAUAUAUUAUACCGUAUACGGUAUAUGAUAUACGUUCUUUGACUUGUGCGUAAGGAUGCAUAUACAAUUUAUUUACUCUUUUCUAAUUAUUAUCUUUCUGUUUUGAUUCCUCAGUUUCUUUGUUGAGUUUUAUAUACAUAGACAAUGCUUUUCGUGUUUCUAUGACAUCAUGUUUUAUAUUGCCGCGCUUAUCUAAUAUGCUUUUUUUAUUACCCUCGGUCCACUCAAUUCAUGUACAUAAGUAUGAGAGACACAAACAUACUCGCGUGCAUUGCAAUAACAACUUGUUAAAAGAACCGGCUUCUGCUGUUGACUCUCAUUUAUUUGCCGAGUCCAAAAGUUUAUUCAUACCUAUAUAAGUAUAUAUUAUUUGUAUGUACAUCAAACACAAUUUAGUAUAUUUGUAUGUAAAUGCAUGGAUGUGCUGUAUACCUAGCCAUGUGGGUUUAUUUGUCAUCCGUACUGGACGAGGUGUGCGUUAUAGUUCCGAAUAGCUACUUUACCGUCUCCGUGCUGCGCUCACUCAAUCUCGCUGGUACAAAAGCUUACACAAGCGAAAAAUUCGACAAUUUGAAUUAUUUUCUAGUUCUACUAAUGUGUUAGACAUUCGCUUGUUAUUAGUAGUGCCUUGAGUAUCGUGUUGAACGGUUUGAAAAUAGACGUCCAGAUCUAGAUUCAGUGCAGUAUAUAAAGUUAUAAUUAAAUAUUAUAUAUUUGGUGGAAUAUUUCAAAAAAUAUAUUUUUAAAAUAUAUUCACUAUUUCUAUUUCUUACGUACUCCAUAACACCUACAUACAAAUAUAAGUAACGGUGUGGCUACAUAUACCUGUAGGAAUACCUAAAUAACAUACAGCACGAAAAUGUCGGACGCGGCAAAUGGUGAGUCAAAGUUCGGUUUCAAGGACAAGGAGAAGGCGGAGGAGACUUUGCAAUUGUUAGAAAGCCAUGAUAUGCAGUAUCGGAAACUAACAGUAAGAGGCUUACUGGGACGAGCAAAACGUGUCCUUACUAUGACCAAGGCUGAGGAGAAGAUUAAGAAUAUCAAUGCAGCAAUAGAAGUCUUCGAGAAGUGGCUGGAGGAGAAUGGCGGUGGUGCUGCCAAUAAAAAUUCCAAAACCGACAAAGAAGACAAAGUCGAAACAGUACCUGGCUUAGGAUUUAAGGACAAGGCAGCAGCAGAAGCCACACUGAGGAUACUUCAAGAUCGUGAUCCAGAUUAUCAGAAAUUGGCAAUUAAAGGCUUAAUUGGCAGCUCUAAGCGUGUACUUUCCGGCACCAAAAAUGAAGAUAAAAUCAAGUCUAUUCAAGAAGGUGUCGAGAUAUUAGAAGAUUUCUUAGAAAAGUUUGAAACAGAAAAUUUGAUCAAAAAUAAUCGAGCCUAUCUCGCAUAUGCAGUUAUUGAACAGUUACCCGAAGCAAAAGAUGAGCUAGCAGCAGAAUUUGUCAAAGCCUACGGCGGACCCAAAGCCAAGGGCAAUUACAAGCAUUUACGCACAAUGUAUCCCGAAGGUGAUGACUCGACGUCAUGGGAUAUUAUACGCAAUCGGAAUAUUGCGAAGUUAUUGGAAAAACUUAAGGCUGAGGAAGCGAAAUUAUUUGAUGCUGAAAGUGGUGAGCCGACAGAAAUUCAUCUCGAACUGAUACAUUGGGCUUACAGUCCACAGCCAGACAAAGUGAAGGCGUAUUUGGAGAAGAGUUCAAAGAAAAAGGCUGAGAAACGUAAAAUCGAACGAAAUGACAGCUCUAGCUCUGAUCAAGAUGAUAGUGAGGACCAAGAGGACGAUAGCGAAAACAAUGGGGAAACACCAGAAAAGAAGAAGAAGACGGAAUAAUGUACAUCGAUUUUGUAAUCUAUAAAAUCAAUGUUGAAAGCAAAACACAUGAACUUAGUAUACAUAAAAGUACAUAUAUAAGUAUGUAUAUAUAGACGAUCAUAUCAAUAUUUGCUAAGUAUAUAUAUGCUUACAUAUGUAUACGAGUAUGUACUAGAUGUUAAUCACAAAUAUACAAAGUUACUGUACUUACUCUUUUAAAGUGUUGACAUAUACGUAUGUAUUUUACAUAUCUCAAAGUAUUUCGGAUGAAAAGGUUGACCAAAUAAAGUUUAACUAUCGUAUUCGGGUUUGAUCCCGCAAA
Bactrocera oleae (olive fruit fly) is the source of this 3204-nucleotide messenger RNA. Its product is annotated as Uracil-DNA degrading factor. Lineage: Eukaryota; Metazoa; Arthropoda; Insecta; Diptera; Tephritidae. The record is from RefSeq and is a predicted model, not a curated record.